AUGUCGAAUUCAGUGAGUGAUAUUAUACGUGAUUGUGUUUUAAAUUCACAACAACAUGGUAAUCAACCAACUUCACGUGAAAUUAAUAUACCUGGUCUUUGUCCAGAUGCAUUAGCUGCUUGGGGUGUUGAACAUCCAGCUGAUUUAAGUUAUCGUGUUGAAUUAGCACGUCGUAUUGCAUCAACAUUUGAUGACAGUGAUCAAAUUAUUAUUCUUGAUGAUGUUGCUUUAGUUGUGCCUGAAUCGGAACGUUCUGUUUUUCUUGGUAUGCGUGGUUGUGAUCGAUCACUUUUACCUGCUCUUUGGUUAUCAACUGGAUUUCGUUGUGGUGGUCGUGUAAUUGUUUAUUCACCACCAAAUCCAGUUGAAUUAACAAAUUAUUUAAUAUUAAAAAAGAAUAUUGAAGAACGUUUACAACGUUUAAUUCAAAUUCAAAUUCUCUAUGAAGAUUGUAAUGGUCAAUUACUUGAAUUGCUCAAUAUUUUCGAAACAAAUUUAACAAAAUAUACAGAAAUUUGUGAAAGUUUUGCACAACGAUCGUCAAAAGAUUUCCAUCCUGAAUAUCAUGUUCAAGUACUUAAACGUCAUAUAGAUAAAAUUCUUGAAGGUGUUAAUCGAUCAUUUGUUUUUCCUUAUGAAAUGACAGAAUAUCAUCAAGAACAACUUCAAUGUUAUUCUGAUCGAUUAAAAUGGCCUAAUAUACCAUCGAAUGAUAAAGCAAAACAUAAUUUCUUUUUACGUUCACAAGCAUUUACUGCUUUGCCAAAAUUAUUGGCUGCCUCACCAGAUGGAACCAUAAUCAAUAAUUAUCAACAAUAUAUUGAAACUUUAGAACAUUUUGAUUCAAUUCAUACUGAAAAUACAUUAUCUAAUAUUCAAGUUUUUGCUGAAGCUGUUAUUCAAGCUAUAGAUCAAUUGUAUCAUAAAUAUAAUGUAUCAGCAUUUGUUAAAUUAGAUGCAAGUGGUGCAGCUGGUUGGUCAUGUAUGAGUCCAAAUGAACAUGCUAUAGUUUAUAAUUGUGAAGAAAUACAAGAAAAACGUAUUAAUUAUUUACGUGAAUAUAUUGAAAAUAAAGUUGUUGGUGAACGAUUACCAACAUUAGCAGUUAUCGAAGAAUUUAUAGAACCACAAAAACGUUCUGGAGAUAUUGAUGCUGAUUAUACUGUUUGUGGACUUGUUUUAGAUGGAAAACUAUUUCCAACAUCAAUUAAUCUAUGUGGAACAGAAAAUGGAUGCUAUAUUGAACAGUGGACUUCAUAUUCGCCAAUUGAUCUAAAUGAUUCUCCGAUUUAUUGGCAACGUAUGUUUCAAACAUAUUCACUUAUGGUUGCUUUUGAAGCAUCUGAAUUUGGUUAUAGAAAUGGAAUUUAUGCAGGUGAUUUAUUUGUUACAAAAGAUGGUCGUCAUAAACAACGUGAUUGGAAUAUUCGACGUGGUGGACGAUCAUCACCCGAAUCAUUAGUUAUUUUUGGUAUGCCAAAUUAUGAAACAAAAGUUACAAUAUCAAUGUCUGAUUUUGAAUUAAAUGGAAAGAUGAAUAAUAUUGAAUUAUUUCGAUUAUAUACACAAAUAUGUCAAUAUUUAUCGAAUAAUUAUGGAAUGUAUAUAUUUUCAACUGGACUUGGUUAUUGUUGUAAAGAUGAUGAUGAAAAUGAUUUUCUUAAAUUUAAUAUUCUUAUUCAUCCAAAAUGGCUUGUUAAUAUAGAUAAAAAUGGACAAAAACAAAAGUUACCUAGAAGUGAACAUCGAAAUAAAGUCACAGAAAUUAUUCGAGAAACAACAGCAAAAAUUUUAAACAAUCAAAAUUCAAUUUAA
This is a messenger RNA of Adineta steineri, 1815 nucleotides long. The record is from the annotation of a GenBank genome assembly. NCBI's taxonomy places the organism in Eukaryota, Metazoa, Rotifera, Eurotatoria, Adinetida, Adinetidae.